AUGGCCAACGCCGUCUCUCACUUCUUCUCGAGCCUCAUGCCCAGCUACAGGACGGCCUCAACACCGGCUCCGACGCAUCUCAGCUCAGAAACCCGCACUGUUGGCUCCGCCUCACCAGCACCAACGGCUACGACUCCUGCCCGUGCUGAAGCUACCGCGGCAUCCGCGCCCACCGGUUCGAGCGCGGCCAGUAGUAGCAGCACAUCAGGCCCUGAUGCCACCAGUCCCGAGGAGCUGCGAAACCUGAGGGCCCAGUUCUUGGACAAGCAGUUCGGCCAGCAGGGGAAGAGGAAGGGGGCGAAAGGCAAAGGCCUCGGGGUCCCGAAAAGUGACCCCACGCUCAAGUUCCAGUCGUAG
This is a messenger RNA of Anthostomella pinea, 357 nucleotides long. NCBI's taxonomy places the organism in Eukaryota, Fungi, Ascomycota, Sordariomycetes, Xylariales, Xylariaceae. The record is from the annotation of a GenBank genome assembly.